AUGUGGAACCAUCAUGAAACUGGGGAUUUGUGUGGUGUAGGUGAAUCAACAGUGUGCAAAAUAGUACACAAAGUCUGCAGUGCUAUAUGUGAACUGAAAAAGGAUUUCAUCAAAUUCCCAAAUGCUGCUGAACAGGCCACCUACAAGGUAGAUUUCUAUGAAUAUGGGAACUUCCCUGGAGUCAUUGGUUGUAUCGAUGGCUGCCACAUUCCCAUCAAGUGUCCCUCUACAGCAGAUGCUGAGGAAUUCAGAAAUCGUAAAAACUGGUUUUCAAUAAAUGUACAAGGAGUGUGCACUCCCACUAUGCAGUUCUCCAAUAUUGUUGCACGUUGGAAAGGUUCAACUCAUGACUCAAGGCUUUUCCACAACUCCUCUUUGUACGGUCAGUUUGAAACAAGACAACACUCUGGAAUUGUACUUGGUGACAGUGGGUAUGCACAGACAAACUUCUUGUUCACCCCUUAUCUCCAUCCAGUCAGACCAGAGCAACAGCGCUAUAACCAAGCUCACAUGCUCACCAAAGGGCUAAUAGAGCGCAUGUUUGGUGUAUGGAAGAAUCGUUUCCAGUGUCUCCGAAAUACACUGCGGUUUGAACCUAGAAGGUGCUGCAUUGUUAUUAUUGCAACAGCAGUGCUUCAUAAUUUUCUUAAACAGUGUGGCUGCCCAGACCCUGAUAUUGAAGAUGAUGAUGACCAACAUGUCCCUAUCGCUGAGCUAGCCAAUGACAGAAAUGGACUUGCUUACAGAGAUGCUUUUGCUUUGCAGCACUUCUCAUAA
This is a messenger RNA of Xyrauchen texanus (razorback sucker), 777 nucleotides long. RefSeq names its product putative nuclease HARBI1. The transcript has a single exon. Lineage: Eukaryota; Metazoa; Chordata; Actinopteri; Cypriniformes; Catostomidae. The record is from RefSeq and is a predicted model, not a curated record. The coding region runs from base 1 to 777 and encodes 258 amino acids.